Messenger RNA from Mya arenaria, 20351 nucleotides. Its product is annotated as A-kinase anchor protein 9-like. Gene Ontology annotation, biological process: signal transduction. Gene Ontology annotation, molecular function: molecular adaptor activity; DNA binding. The coding region runs from base 64 to 18777 and encodes 6237 amino acids. Lineage: Eukaryota; Metazoa; Mollusca; Bivalvia; Myida; Myidae. The transcript has 68 exons. The record is from RefSeq and is a predicted model, not a curated record.
UACAAGUCCUGUCAUCGUCAACACAAACCUUUAUGUAUUAUGGAAAAUGUUUGACUGUGCAGCAUGGAAGAAGAUAACAGAGACCAAAAACUAAAGGCCGGAAAAGAAAAAUUAGCCCAGUUUCAGAGGAAAAAGCGGAAGAAAAGGCCCCAUGGAAGAAAGGAGACUGGAGAAGGUGAUGGUUGCCAAGGGGAUGACUACACAUCACCUGGAGAAUACACUUCACCUGGGGAGGAGACAGUAGCUGAGUUAGCUGCAGACAAUGGAGUUACUUGGACGGUAGAACCCAUUCCAUUGACAACGCAAGAACAUCAUCCCACCAAUGUGUGUACAGUUCACCCUGAUGGAAAUCAACAGGUACCCUCAGAAGUCACUGAUAUCCAACAGAACAUCCCACCUAAUAUGGCCGUCAACUCUGUAAUAUACGGUCUUCCAACUAGCACUACCAAAGAAACAGACAUCGAGAGAUCUACUGGAAAUCCAAAUAACAAAUCUGAAGAAUCAGAAAAACAUUUUUUUGGUGAUAUGCAAAACCAACAAAUGACAAUUGGUUCCCAGCAGUCUGCAAUGUUUACCGAUGUCAAAAAUCAAUCCUUGCCAUUAUGCACAAAUGCUGGUUCCCAGGACAUAACAAAAACAGAAAAUGGUUCCUAUCAGUUUGUUAAUGGGUCUAACAGUAUGGGUGUUGGAGACCAGUCCUUGCCAUUUUGCACAAAUACUGGUACUCAGCAGUUGAUAAAUGGGUCCCAAGGCCAAGAAUUUGUAGAUAGAAACCAGGAGGACGAGAUUCAGGAGCUACAUCAUGUUGUUCAGUGGCUGAAGCUUCAGCUAACUAAGAGUAACAGUGCCUUACGCAGCCAGGUAGACAAUCAAGAGAGAAGCGCUGCAGCCCUUCUACAAGCCAGAACAGAUAUCACCACACUCCAGAGCAACAUUCAGGAUAAGGAGAACCUUGUAACCAGUCUUGCAGAGAAACUGACUCUCAUAUCCACUGAGUAUAGCGCCCUCAAAGACACAUAUGCACAAAUGAAAGAGGACAGUGUGAAGAGUAGGGAAGAUGUGAAAGUGUUGACUGCUGAACACGAAAAUGAGGUUAAAACAUUGGAACAAAGGUUCGAGGAAUUUAAGGGUAACUAUGAAGGGAGAAUUAAAGACUUGACAAAUGAAGUGCAGAAGGGUGAAAACGAUAUGGCAGAUUUGAAAGAUAUUCUUGAGAAAACUAUUAAGAGUAAAGAAAGUUUAGCAGAGAACUGUGAAACAUUGAAAAAGGCAGCAAUCAUAGUGAAAGAAAGGCAUGAGGAAUUGCUAGCUGACAAAGAUUUGGAGAUACAACAACUAAGAGAUGAACAAACCAUUUCUGAACAGGCUAACACUGAAAACAUUAGGGAAAUGGAAAGUAAAAUAUCCAUGUUAUGUUCUGAAAAUGGUCAAAUAAAGGUUUAUAUGGAACAGUUAGAAAAAGAAAAUUCUGAGUUGUUACAAGCAGGUCGGUUUGACAAAGACAAUAAAGCAAGUUUGAAGUCAUUGCAAGAUCAUUGUCAAGAAAUUGAGGCUUUAAAACAAGAAUUAAACAAUCAAUUGAGUCAAAAAAGUGCCAACUUGGAACAGAUCAUAGCAGAAAAUACUGUCCUUACUACUGAUAAUGGGAUGUUAGCUGGAGAAAUUGAAAACUUGAAGAAGGAUAUAUUGCUUGUAUGUGAUGAGAAUCAAAAACUGUUGGAUGAUAACAGUGUAUACAAGUCUCAGAUUUCUGACUAUGAGGCUAAAAUAAAUGAAGGGUUCACCAUUCUGGAAGAGAACCAUUCCCUGCGUGUUCAAAAUGAUGAGUUGAAUAAUAAAAUCAACAAUCAGAAAGAUGUUAUUGCAGAACUUAAGAAUGAACUUGCAAGUUUUACAACAGAGAAUGCCCAACAUGUUGAAGAGAACAAAUCACUUACAUCUACUGUGGAAAGUUAUAAGAAGGACAAUGGUGAUUUGGAGACAGACAAAGACAAAUGUUUAACUGAGAUAGCAGCCUUGAGAUCUCAGAUAGACAAUCUUUCUGAUGAAAAUAAGAGGUACAAAGAACAGGAUAAUGAUUUGCAGAAUAGGAUUGUCUUGUUAAAUAAAGAGAUCUCUAGCUUGAAAUCACAUCCGGUGAAUGUACCUGCUCAAAAUGACCAGUUUUUACCAGUGCAAGAAGAAACUGUAGUUAAAGAUGUACUUCAAAAUGUAGAAUGUGUUCAAAAACAUACCAUUUCUGGACAUAAGAACACUGAAAAUAGUGACCAAAGAAACUCACGAGAUGAAAAGGCUGAUGUAAUGAAUGAUACAGCAUAUGUCUCCCUGCAACACGAGUCCUCCACAGAAAACACCAUGGCACAAAAUGUAAACUUUCAAGAAACCAUCGAACAUUUACAACUUGAGCUAAACACCAUGAGAGAUGCACUCAGAGAGAAACUUAAUGAAUGUGAAUGUUUGAAAGACAACAUAAAAGCACUUGAAAUGUCGCAAGACAUUCAUAAGGCAGACAACCCUGCAUUUAUAAAAUCUGAUAAUAUGCCACUUAUUGAUCAAACAAGCAAUUUAGAAGAAGCCAGUUUGUCAAAAGAGGUGAUUGUGAGUAAUUCCUGUGAGACAGUGGAAAAUAAAGAGACAUAUACCACUACCUCUGACGAAGAUCUAACUGAGAGUGAAAAGUCUGAGUUGGAAACAUUAAAGGGCCAAUAUGACACCCAGCUUGAGGGACUAAAGUCAGAAAUUGAGCGAUCUCGCGAGCGACGCAGAAGUAGGGAAGAUGACGGGACAGGGGGCAGUGGUGAAACACUUUCUGACACACAUGAACCCCUACAGAAGAUUCAGGAGCUAGGAGCGGGGUUACCUAAUGACAAGAAGGAUCAACUAGAGUCCCUGGUCAAAGACAUGGACCAGCAGUACCAGGCUCAGCUGGAAGACAUGCACAGGCAACAUGUGGAGGAUGUAGAUGUUCAGGUUUGUGCCAUGAGGGGAACUCUGGAGGAGAUAUACAAAAGUCAGACGGAACUACUGCAGACUGAACUGGAACAGAAACACCAUGCUGGCUUGCUUCAGGUGAGACAGACGCUUGAAAACGAACACAAGGAGUACAUAGCGAAACUUGAACAGGAACAUACAGAUAAACUGGACGAAUUGAAGAGGGAGUACUCACAGGGAACAUAUAUAGGAAAAGAGGAAAGUGCCGAGUUUAUUACCCAACUUAAUAGGAAACUUACGGAAGAACACAGACAAAUCAUUCAGCAGAUAGAGGCUGACUUGGAGCUCCGCGGUCGGUCAAAGGAUGGACAGACAGACAGGGAGGACACUGUGAGUGUCACGUCGGAGCCUGUCACCUCUGCUGAGAAAAAGGCCGUACUGAAUAAGGCUGAAGAUGUCCAGAGAAGCUUGGCCGCCCAGGUUGAGGAAAUUGAGUCCCUGCGUGCCCGCAUGUUAAACGAGUACCAACAGAUGUUGUCGGUCCGCGCUGAGGUAAUGUCUAGCCAGUCUGCGGAGGUCGAGCAGCUCCAGCGAGAAAUGGAGACCAUUCAGCGCGACUACGCCGGACAGAUGGAUGAGUUCGAGACCAAAGUCAAACAACAGACUGAGUCUGCAGUACGCUCUGAGCUGGGUUCAUCACACGCACGUGACCUCGAGGAGAUGAAAACUUAUUAUGAGGCCAAAGUGUCUGAAAUCACCACAGAUAUGGAUCAGCUUAGAGAGGAGCAUGCAGAGCUGUUGUCUCGCCUACAGCAGGAGAAUGGCGGAUCUGACUUGCCAUCCACAGUCCAUAUGUCCCCAGGCAAACACCGCGAUUACGUGCGACACACCACCACCCUCACAGCAAUCUCAGACGAGGACGAGUCUCCGCCCUCCACCCCUACCCCUGGGACGACCCCCACUGGUGGGGGAGAUGAUGGUAUGAUUGAAAACAGACUUAGAACCCUUGAGAGUAAGCUUAAAGAUAAGGAGAAGAUUAUUGAUCAGUUGAAGAAGAGAGUGGAAGCUGAAACAACUAGUGCGGAAGAUUUACAUGGGAAGCUGUUGGAUAGUAACAAGACUUUAGAAGACAUGGAGGAGUCUUUGAAGUCAAGAGCUGAUGAAAUUGAGGAUCUCAAGAAAGAAUUGGCUGAGAAAGUUGAAAAGAUAAUUGAUUUGGAAAGUGAGAAAGCUGCUUUGGAAGAAAAGGGUGAAAAGGAUACAGGUGUGUCUGAGUCUGGUGAUAAGAUUUUAGCAGAGUUGAGAGAGAGAAUUAAAACACUGGAAAAUGAACUAAGUGCUAGUAAGGAAACCAAUGCUAAAAUCAAAGAUGAAAUAAAUAAGAUGUCUUAUGAACAUGGAGAAGCUAUUGUCAAAAUGAAAGAAGAAAUGGAAAACUUGAAUAUAAUCAAAAUUGAAGAGUUGGAAGCAGGGUUUAAGAUUCAGUUAGAAGAAGAAUUACAACAGCAGGCUGAAGAGCUGGACAAUAAAAUGCAAGAUGAAUUAAGACAACAAGCUGAGGAGCUUAAUGUGUUUAAACAGACCGAGAGUGAGCUGAAACAAAAACUGGAUGAAAUUCAAACAGAGCAUGAGAAACAACUGAAUGAACUGAAGGAAAAGUAUGAAAGCGAAAGUCAAGGAGUGGUGGAACCAACAAUUGAAGUCCAGGAAACUAUGGAAGUCCAAAUGGUUUCUCCUACUGAAACGAUGGAUAGAGAAUCUCUUGAAGCAACAUUGAGGGAAGAAUUGAAGGCUGAAAUACUUAAAGAAUAUGAGGAUUCAAUUGACUCUCUUAAGAAUGAGUAUGAAGAAAGGAUAAGUGAUCUUAACACUAAACUGCAAUCAUUGGAAACCAAAGAAAAGAUUGAAUCUAGUGAAAGUGAAGAUGAAUCUGACAUUAAGGAAAAACUAAGAGUAGAAAUUGCUCAAGAGUUUAAAGAUAAACUGCAGAAUGUGACUGAUGAAUAUGAAACAAAAUUGAAACAUCUGCAGGGCAUACUUGAUAGUAAGAAAGAAAGUGAAAGAAAAGAAAACGAAGCUACUACUAAGCAGUUAACACAAUCUUCACCACCAUAUGUGCUUGCUAGAUCAAGAUCUCUUGAUCGUAUGCCUUCUCAGGAUAGAUCCAAACUUCCAGCGGAUUAUGAGGGCUUUGUAUCCACUAUCAGAAAAGGAUAUGAGGAUAGGAUAAAUUCCCUACAGAGAGAGAUAGCCCAGUAUAAAUCCAGCGUAGGACCAGUGCCUUUGUCACCAUUGUUGUCUUUAACUUCAAAAGCUCAAGUUGUUUCUAGUUCAACAACAGACAGUGAUAGAACUAAAGCUUUGAAAGCUAGUCCAGAUUCAGUGACAGGUAGUUCUGUAGCUGUGUCACCCCAGUUAAGACAGCAGGUUUAUGAUGAAAUCCAUGCUGAAUUCCAGGCUUCUUAUGAUCAGUUAAAGGAAGACUAUGAAGCUCAAUUAGAAGAACUUACUGAUAAAUUAAAUGCCUUACAGUCUGAUAGUGCUACACAGGGUGAUAUUGAAAACAAAAUCAGUGAAGAAUAUGAGGAACAGAUUGAAAAACUUAAAGCAGAGUAUGGAGAAAAGAUAGCAAUACUUAAAUUAGAACAUGAAGAAGAAGUAAGCAAACUAAACACAGAAUUAGAAAAAUCCAAAUCAGAUAAACUUGCAGCUGAGAAGAAAGUGAAAGCAGACAUGUUUGUUUGGCAUGAGGAGGUGACAUCGCAGAUGAAGCACAAGCAUGAUGAGGCGAUAUCGGCGAUGCGGAAGGAAUAUGAGGAGAAGAUGGAACUGUACCAGGAGGAGCUACAGGAGGAGUUUGACAUGGAGCGGACGCGGAUGGAGCAGGAGCACAGGCGGGAGAUAGCUGACACAGAGGACAGAUAUGAGAACCUUAUGGAAAGCCUCCGUAAAGGUGAAACACCUGAGGUUGCUGAGUUGGUUCGGGAGAAAUAUGACCUUGAACUAGAAAUGGCCAAGUCCUUGAUAACACAGGAGAGUGAGGAGACACUGGAUGCUGAACUGUCUCGUCUUGGUGAAGAGAAAGACCUAGAGAUAGAGGAACAGCGUGCCAAGUAUGAGGCCCAGAUGGUUGAACUCCGUGAGUCCCUGCUACAACAAUACCAGGCCCAACUUGCAGAGGCGGAAAGUAGUAACCAAGCUGCUAUACAGGCACUCCAAGAUAAUCUAGAAGCUGCUGAACUGGCACAAGGUGUUAGUGAGUCUGCUAGUGAGAAGAAAGACACUGAAAAAGACACUGGUGUUGAUAGUGGAGAAUAUUUAAGUGAUUUAAAAAGGACUCACGAGAUUGGACUAGGCAGUCAAGGUGAAGCAGUGAGGUCGACUGCAUCUAUUGACUCCACAAAGAUGGAUGAAGGUGAGAAAGAUGAGGAGGAGGAAGACGUGGAUACCACAGGAGCGGGUGGGCGCUACAGGGAUGGGGAUGAUGACACAGAUGGAGGAGCGGGUGGAGCAAAAGUAACACCCAACUCUACACAAGACAACAAGGACUUGCAGGUGGAACAGCAUGACAUUUCUCAUGAGCAAGACGGUGACCAGCCAGACACAACCACAGGGGAGGCGGUUGGUGACACAGUUGCUGAACUGAGACAGCAGCUGGAAAAGAAGACUGCUGAGUAUGAAGCUGUGAUCUCUGAGCUGAGAACCCAGCACGCCGAGGAGAUACGCCAGUUGACAGAGGAGUUAUCCGCGCUUGAAGGCCAACAUAUGGAAGAGGAGGCCAAACUGCAGCAUUCACACGAGGUCAUGAUUGCCACACUGAAUGAGGAAAUUGAAAAUCUCAGAGAAGGGGAAGCAACUGAAGCCCUUGAGUUGGCCCACCAGCAGGAGUUGUCUGACCUGGAAAACAGACUGGUUCACAAGCACAUGAAUGAGCUGAACAAUGCUCAGACACAGUACCAAUCUAAACUGGACAGUCUACACAAGGCUCACGCUUCAGAGAUAGCAGAACUUAAAUCCCAGCUUGCAGAAACCCAGAAAUCCCUGGAUACCCUCAGCCCAAGACUUCCCAGUUUCCAUGGAGAGAUCACGGAAGGGCAGGAUGAGGAAGACUUUAUGGCCCGAGAAAGCCUGUCCUCGACUGAUAGUGAGCCCAAGUCGGAGCCAUUCCAGGCCCAUCAGCCUUCAGACACUAUCGAGACUCAGGCUUUUGAAGCCCAGGCGGAAGAGGAGAUCACUGAAAGUUCCGACAUUGGUGGAGCCUCCCUUGGUGGUACGCUGGAGGGUAUAGGGGUCGUUUCCCUGGAUACGUCUGUCGACCCAGCAACCCUCGCUGACACCUCACUUGACCAAUCACGAGGCACGCUGCGGGGUGUGGACACGACAGCUGAUACAGAGCUUAUACAUUUCUCUGAGGAGGAGGAGGAGGACGAGGAGACCAGUGAGACAGACAGGUCUAUGCAGGAUGCUGGUGACACGGGAAAAACAGGACGUAGCACCCCUCCCGUGAUGUUACAGACCCUGGGGUACGGCACAGAACUUCAACCAACUGUGAAAUCCCUCGAUGACACAACAGACUCGUCCCUCCGGGGAACAGAUAGGGAGGAGCUGCAGGCCAGGGUUAAAGAGUUGGAGGCAGAGGUGAUAGACCUGAGAGCCAGGCUGGGGGCGGAGUUAGAGAGACAAGGGGAUACGCUUGAACGCAUUGAUCGUGAGAAACAGGAGGAGCGAAACCUGACGGCCAUGCUACGAGAGGACAUUGAACGACUCAAUGGUGACAGGGAGGCUAUGCAAACCACAAACGAGCACCUUCUUAGCCUGUUAUCCGACUCCGUAAAGACAUACAUGACUGUGGACGAGGGCAUCACGAGACGCAUGAAGACUAUGAUGGAGAAGUCAGGCGUCAAAGUUCCAGCCCCAGGGUCAGGCAAGAGGACCCCACCUCCAGGGAAGAAGUCACCCAGUGCCUCCCCGGGGAGACUCAGUCCAGCUAGAGCAGAGGAUGCUGAUAAUCUCCAGGAGACUUCUAUCUUAUCCAAUAUUACUGACGAGGGCCUAGAUCUCUCCCAGCGAAUAUGUGACUCCAUCUUCCAGGGUCCCGACCUUGCAUCAGAGGAGGAGGAACUGCUUAUAGACUCUGGAAGUCGACUACGGACCUCUGUCACCCACCUACUUGAAGUCCUUGAGGAGACCACGUCCCAACUUCUUGACACACGCUCCACCCAGGCGCAACUUGCUGACACGGUCGAGGGGACGGGUCAUGACCUCUCAUCACUCAUGGCCCGCUGUGCUGACCUCGAGGAUCGAUUACGAGAGGAAGUUGAGCGGAAAGAUUUCCUUGCUCUCGAGCUACACAAGGCAGAAGGCCUGAUCGAAGGAUAUGUGUCGGAACGCGAAACCCUUGAACUGAAGAUAGGCGACCUUGAAGAGCAGAAGGAGACGUUGGUUCUUUCCCUUGAAACUACUAAAAAUAAACUACACGAUCUUGAAUCUAUGAAAUCUGAGAAUGAGAAACUGCGACAAGAGAUGAAAGAGCAGCGCGAGCUGAUGACGUCAAACGUUGGCGACGAAGCGCAAGCAACCAAGGCUGAAGAAUCAACUAUAGCGCCAUCUGGUGGCAAAGCUCUCCUGUUGGAGGUUGAUCGGCUGAACAGCGAGAAUCGUGAGCGGGAGGAGCAGGUUCGCACGACGCACGAGCGUUACGAGUAUCGUGUCCGCGAACUGGAGACUAGCGGAGAAGAUAUGGAACAUCACUAUGGAAAACUCCUUGACGACAAGAAACAGGAAGUGGCUGACCUUCGUCUGCAGGUUGAUGCCCUCGAUAAACAGCUGAAGGCAAAGAAGCAGUUUAUUGAGGAGCAGUCAGCGGAGCGUGAACAGGAGCAUGAGGAGUACCAGCGGGAAAUUGAGAAAUGGCGGAAAAACGUGCACGAUCUCGAGAAACACAACGGCUCCGAGUCACGACUUCAGACUGACGUUGAUGAGUUGACCGAACAGCUCCAGGCCCGUAUUGACCUCCACGAGACGGCAAUCCAGGAGUCUGACCGUCUGCAAAAAUCGCUCAAGGAAAGGGACCUGUCUGUCCGUGAACUGAAGACUCUUAAUGAACAAUUUGACCUUGACUUACAGGAGAAGAGUCUAGAGGUUGAACGACUUAAAGAGAAACUUGCCAAGCUUGAGGCCACAUUUGGUACAGGAGAUUUCCAGGAUGAUGAGUUAACGGACAGUGGGAAAUCGGAGGCCCGUCCUCAGGGUCCUGCAGACUCAAUAGAGCUGUCAGGGAUUGAAGGGCGCAAUGAGAGAUCCGGGCCUCACAUGACUGUCGAAGAAGAGAUAAGACAAGCCGCUGACAAAACUAAGGAGGAGCUAGUUCGGGAGAAAUUCACCCUCCAGUGUGCUGUUAAUGACAACCUUGUACAACUCUCGAGCCUACGUAACCAGCUGGAUGAGAUGCGACAUCGACGCGGGAUAGGAGAACCAACAGACUCGGAGAAACGUCUAGAUGCAGAGAGGGAAAAGUCAGAGGAAAAAGAUAAACAGAUAUCUGAGCUGAAUCUAGAAAUUGAGGAACUAAAGGAGACUUUAGGUAAUCGCGACCAACAGAUUGAGCAAUUACGAGAACAGCGUGCGCGACAUCGCACAUCACCGACGGAGAGCGUUCUGGAGUACGAGAGAGAUCGGGACACAGAGAGACAACUAGAGGCACUCAACAGGGAGAACAAACAACUUAAGGAGCGAUUGAAGCUUGCUGAGGCCAGUUUUGCUGGUGACAUGUCAGGGUUGAGCCAAGGUCUGAUUGAAGAGAAGAACGCGGAGAUAGACCAAUUAUCUGACCAACUGUCCCGACUUCAGGCUGACCUUGCUGACAUCAAGGCAGAACGAGGCGUUGAACACCUGCAUAACGAGUUAGAAGCUCUACGUGAGGAAGUCAGCGUGAAGGAUCGAGAGAUCAUGGAGCUGCAAUCAUCCGUCCGCGUGUCUGCAGCAUUCACAGACAAUUCACUAACCCCUGACUCCAGUCUGCUCAAUGUUGGGGCGUCUUUUACGGACAAGGCAAGUAUUGCCCAAGAAAUGGAGGAAACAGUGACAGCCCGUGUGGCCGCUGGUCUAGAAGCUGAGGUCCAGAGCCUUAAAUCCCAAGUACAGACAAAAGAAGACCUGGCUGUUUCCCUUGAGACAGAGUUAGCCGCCUUAAAGGAGGAGUUAGCUGCCUUGAAGGAGGAGUUAGCUACCCUUAAAGAAGACGUCACAUCGAAGGAUGAGCUAAUUGAAGCCUUGCAGCAUAAACCUGUACAGGAGGGUUUGGACCUAGAGGAGGCCAGCCAUAUGCAAGCAUCUAUUGCUGAGAAGGAGGGGAUGAUUGGACAACUCACUGCAGAGGUGGAAAGCAUGCAGAUCGAGAUCACCGACCUUCAUGAUUUCCAGUUAAAACUCCAAGAGGAUUACGAGACAGUUCAGACGAUGCUGGAAGACAAAAUACGUGAAAACGAGUCACUUACAGACCGACCCCCCGAUUUUGCGUCCGAGGAACAUGCUCUCGUGAUAAAACACGAGGUGGAGAUUGCCCGCCUAAAAAGAGACCUGCGGGAGAAAGAUAACGUUGUUGAAGAAAAGCUUGAGGAGUUAGCUGAACUUAGCGAUAAAGUAGAACUCCUUGAAUCUCACAUUGCCAAAUACAAGGAACAGGUGAAAGACAAUGAUGAACAGAUUCUUGAAAAGGACAAAGAAAUAAAGAAACUGAGGAGAGAAAUUGAAAUUGCCUCUGAGGACGAAAAGUCCCGUAUAAUACAAGAACAGAAAGAAGAGUUGGAAAAUCUUAAGGAGCAAGUUCAGAAACUUCUUGGAAGACCACCAUCUCCACCAAAAUCUGAGGAUGAAAUAGAUGAUGCUGUUACGCUUGGAAGACCUCCAUCACCUCCUGGUGAAAACUUCACAGAAAGUAAAGCUGAUGUUAUUACAAGAUUAAGGGUUGAGAUUGAAAAACUUAAACAGCAGAUUAUGGAUGCUAACCUUACUGGAGAUGAUAAGUUUGUUCUAAUCCGCGAUCUCAGACUAGAGAAUGAAACUCUUAGAAAGCAAAUUGAUGCAGCCCUGAAGAUUAGACCUCCCUCUCCACCUAUGGAAGAAGAUGAAAAGACACAGCUAAUACAUGAACAGAGAAGAGAAAUUGAAGUGUUAAGAACUCAAGUUGAAACUGGUGUUCCUCGAACUGAAGAUGAGGCAUCUCAGGUUAUUAGAAAGCAAGAGAAAGAGAUUGUUAAGUUGAAGAAACAAGUCGAAGCUGCUUUACAAAUUGCACCACCACUUCCGCCAAUGAGUGAGGAUGAAAAAGAUAAUGUGAUUGAAGAGAAAGAGAUGGAAGUUCAGACUCUGAAGAAAGAGUUAUCUGAAGUUAAACUUAGAUUAGACUCUUUGAAUUCAAGUUCAGCCACUUCACUGCAAGAAAGUGUCCAGGAAAAAGAAGUUGAGAUGAGUAAGAAAGAGAAAAAAUUAAAGGAAGCGGAAGAAAGGGUUAAGAAGUUAGAAGAAGCUUUGGAAGAUGCCAAAGAGGUUAAAGCUUAUGAAGAUGAAAUAGAACUGAAAGAAAAACAGGAUGAAAUUGAGGAACUUCAAGCUGAAUUGGAGACUUACAGAAGCAGAGAAGAGAGCAGUUUGUCUCAAAGUUUGGAAAUGGACAAAACUGGUGAAAAAUCAGACCCUAAACAACUGGUUAGGAGUAUGUCAUUCUACAAGGAGCAAUAUGAAGAUAAGUGUUCUGAAACCAGACAGUUGCAGGUUCAGAUAGAUCUUAUCAAACAGCAACUGGAGAAUGCCAAUAGUGAAAAACUAGAGGAUGCACAAGAAGAGGUUGAACUCUUCAGAGCAGAGAAUGAACAGUUGAGGGCUAAAACUGAAAUUUUUGAAAAAGAGAGGGAAGAAUUGAAGAGAGAGCUUACAUUUACUAGAGAGAGGCAAGGGAAAACUGACAAUGAACAGAUUGAAUCUCUUGAAAAAGAACUGCAACUGACUAAAGAUGAGCUAGCUAGAGAGAGAUUAGACACUGUUGAAGCAAUUAAUGAUUUGGAACACUUGAGAGAAAGGAAAGAAAGAGAAAGAAGAGGAUCACUUAAAACAAUUCAGGAACUUGAACAGGAUUUGGAAGAAAAGAUGGCUAAAGAAAAACAACUUAAUAUUCAAAUUAAGCAACUAAAUGAAGAGCUGACUGUCAUCAAACGGCAGUAUGGAAUAGAAGACAAGGGAACUGGUGCAGAAGCAAGAACUAGUCCAAAGUCGCUACAGUUGAGGUCUCAGGGAUCAUUUGAACUUUCUAAUGAUGUGGAAAUACUGCAAGAACAGGUUAUUCAAUUCAAGCAACAUGCUGAUAAGGCGAAAGAAAUUCUAGGUGAGAAACAGAAAUACCAAUCUCAGCUUGUGAAGCUAGAAAUCCAGCAUGAACAGUUACAGAAAACAAUGAAGAAAGAAGUGAGCAGGCUGGAAGAACAACUUAAAUCUUUCAAAACCCAGCCUGACAAAGAUGUUUGGACCCAGCUUCAUGCAACUCAAGAUCGCCUUGAGAAGACAUCUGACCAACUAGCUGAAACUGGUCUACAUCUCGCAGAAACAGAAUCAAGUCUGAAGCAAGUGAGUGCAGACUUAGCAGCUCGGGAAGACGAGAUGAGAGGUCUACAGCAGGAUCUGUGGAAGACGUCCAGCCAGUUGUCAGCAACAAGCACGAAGCUGCAGGAGACUGAGGAGAGACUGCGGCAGGCGCUGGGGCAGGUGUCAGAACGGGAGGAUCAAAUUCUCCACUUGCAGGGUGAAGUGCAACACCCACCAGCUGAGCAGUCCAGCAAUAUAUCCCCACAAGAGGUAGAGAGACUACAGGAUCAGCUGAGGUCUAGGGAUCAGGAACUUGAACAGACCACACAGGAGGCUGACCGACUCCGUGCCCAGCUGGCAGACACCAAGAAAGAACUAGAUGAAGUUGGCAAGAGCCUUAGAGAAGCUGUUGAUAUGGGGGAACAACAGAUGUCGGUGGCUGAAAGCAAGGACCAGGAGUUUGUUCAGCUGAAACUGGACAUCCAGGCUUCCAUGCAGGAGAAGGAUAAACUUAUCAGGGAACAGAAGAACCAACUAAAAGAAAAAGAGAAAGAAAUGAAGAAACUUCAACAAGAUGUCGAGCAAAGACAGAAAGAAGUUAUCAAGGUGACAGAAGAAGCCAACAAGGCGAAGGAAGAGGUUGCACAGACAAGGCAGUCAGGGGAGACCACUACUAUUGCUACAUUGAGAGCUCAGCUACAGAAUCAGGAAGAAGUAAUUAUCUCCCUUGAGACUAAUCUGAAUGAGGCUCGGACCGCAGUGCAGGAGCGUGACACAGAAAUCUCAGACAUUCAUCACCUAGCCAGCGAAACCCGCUCUCAGGAAGCAGAAACUGUCUCUGCUAUGCACAGCCAGAUCACUAACCUACAAAGAGAAGUGGAAGAGCUACGGGCCCUGACUAAACUGAAGAAAUUCAGUUCUGAGGGCUCAGAGACGGGUCAAAGUCCUAGAUCUGGAGGGUCACAGGGAAGACGUCCCUCACCGACAGAUGGUGCAGAUUUCAGAAGCUCCCCUGACGUGUCAUUACUUCCUGGUGAUGCCACAAGAAGGGCUUCAGAUGAGAGUUUCCGUACUGAAGGACAGACAUUCCUUGAGGCGGUACAGACUAUGCAGGACCAGGAAGAUUCGGGGCACCAGUCAUUUGAGCCUAGUGGCACCAGAGAACGGAGUCUUUUAAGGUCAGAGUCCCCUGAGGGUCAAAGCCUGUCACCAAGGCAACUGAGACCACAGGAGGUAGAGAUCUUACAAAGGGAGGUAGUUCCAGCCUACAUGGCGGCAAGCCCCAGUCCUCCUACCAGGGACGGGCCUGAGUACCAGAUGGUCACCCAGACAAGCGAAGCCCGUUCAAGGUCAUCAUCAAAGAGCAGCUCCCCUGUGGAUGCAGAACAACAGAAUGGGAGAACCCCAAGUGAAGGUCAUUCUGAACUGGAUGCCCAGAGAAGUGAAGAUGAAAGGUCAAAGCAGGUUGAAGGUCAAAGGUUGUCGCCAACAUCCCGCAUCUCACCCAGUGAGAUUCAUAGGUCAUUAAGGGAAGGCCACAGGACACCUUCCGAAGGCCACAGAACACCUACUGAAGGUAACAAAACACCAACAGAAGGUCAUAUGUCACCAAGUGAAUUCCACAAAGCUCUAAGGCAAGGUCGCAAGUCGUCAAGUGAAAGCCACAGGUCAGAUGGUCAAAGGUCACCAAGUAAUAGCCAGGGACACUCUUCCAGGAAAAGUUCUCCGAGAGAUGGGGAUUUUACACCAGUAGGUCAGAGGUCAUCUCCAAGCCAGAGGUCAACUUCAAGCCAAAGGUCAUCCAAUGGAAGAACUGCAGAGGUAGGAACCUUCACCCUUGACACAGAAAACUUGGUAUACAAUGUACCCAGCAGCCAGCAGGGAGCUGGGGAAUCUGAGAGGUACAUUGGUGAAGAUGGACAGUUGUAUGAUCGUGAUGGCAAUCUGAGACCUCGCUAUUCCCAACCCACUGAGGUACAACAUGGGGUCCAGAGUCAAAGUGAAGAUCAAAGUUCACAGAGAGAUCAGGUCUUACCAGAGGCUGCACAGAGCUUGUCUUCAGAGGCUGAAAAAUACAUUCAACAACUAAGGAGGGAAUUGCUCAUCACCAAAACAGCACUUAUGCAGAUACAAAGAGGAGAGAGAUUUGAUGAAGGUGAGCCUCCUGAAGGUCGUGACCUUGAGGUUGCAGAUGAGGUCAGUCCAAGGUCAUAUCCAGUUGCCAUGGAAACUCAGAGAGUUCUAGAUCAGGGUCAGGGUGAUUUUAGGAUCACUAGUGCCCCAAGCCAACAGGCAGAACUCCGGUAUGAACCACUAUCAGAUUACCUUGACCUGACCAGUGUUCGACAAAGACUAGAAAAGGCUCAGGAAGAACUUGACCUCUACAGGACUUCCACAAACCUCUCAGCACGAGAUUUUGUGCAGAAGGUUAUGAGCCUUAAAGACGAGCUAAGCUCAGAACAUCAACGUCACAUCUCUGAACUGACCCGGCGUGCCAGCCAGGACACCGAAGCUCAGCUAGCAGCCCUCCGUAUUAAAUACACCGAUGAAAUAGAGCAUCUGAAACGACUUCAUGGUCGAGAGGUGGACGAGAAAUUACAUGACCAGCUGCAGAAACUUGAGCGCAAGUACAAGGCAGAGACGAACAGGCUGGUGGUUAAACACCAGGAGGAGAUAACUGCCCUGAAGUCACGAGCAGGGCUCGACUUUGAUGAGUCAUCCGUCCAUGAGCGGGAAGCCAGGCAGAGACAGGAUGGGGUGGGGGCAGAGAUGGGGCUCGUUAAUGGACACGGAGCUGAGCCCAUGUCUGCUAAGCUACAGGGCAUACUGCGAAAACUCCACCGUGAGGGCGUCCAGGUGUUAACAAUCUCUGAGCUUGAAUAUCUGAACCGUUCUCAGUCCUCGGCAAGCCUUCCGCGUGAUGCGGAUGUCGAAUCACUCCGUGCGGGGUGGGAGAACGAGCGCCAGUCAAUGAUCUCAACCAUACAGGCCCUCAAGGACCUGCUCGCUCAGACGCACAAACUCAGGGGGCUCGAUAAGGACGGAGAUGAUGAUGAGGACGAGAGCCUGGAGGGAUCUGAUUGGAGGGCGGAGCUUCUACGUGCCAUCAGCUAUGUGUUCACCAAGGAGCGUGAGACGCUGCUUGCCCAACUCCGAUCUCACGUCCUGGCAUUCCCAGAAACCAACAUCGACGAGGUGCAGAGACUUGAACAGAAAAUCAGGAAUAUGGAGUCCCAGCACCAAUCAGCCCAGGAGCAGAUAUUCAGUGCGGACCGACAAUCCCUGCUGGCGGAGUUACGAGAUCUCCGUGCACAUGCCACGAUUGCCCGCCUCCAACAGCAGGAGGAGCGUGACCGGCUGCACGAGAAACUCGCACAUGCCGAGGACAACGCCCUGAAGAAGGAACGUCAGCUCAAACGACAAGACUCGGAAGAAACCAGUCUGUCCGAAUACCAAGUGCAGCUUCUCGAGUUCAAGAUCCAACAGGAGAAGGUUCUUCAAGAAGACCUGCGUACGAGCUUGGACACGGAGCGGCAUAACACGUCUGACCUCUCCGGUCAGCUCUCUCGUGAGAAGGUUACCAAUCUUGACCUUCAGACGGCUGCCUCGACUCUGCAGGGUCAAGUCGCGAAACUGCGGGAGGGACUGGAACGUGAACAGAGUCGAUAUGUCUCCAUCACGCUUAUGUGGAAUUCAUUGGUAAAUGCCCUGGAAGAAGAGAAAUCCAAGUCCCUGAACCUAUCGGACCUUCUGGACUCCGAGCGCCAGACGUUAUGGCGGGUACAGUCCGAGUUGGAGGCCCUAAAACAACAGGGGCUGGCUGAUCCCCGGGCAAUUGAGGAGUUGAGGUCAGAACUCCAGGAGGAGCGAGACCGUCGAUGUGCCGCCGAAUCCCAGCAUGAGAUUGAUGCUGUUACCGUGGGCAACCUGCAACAGGAAGUGGACAUGACGCGGCGACACCAGCAUGCCGUUGAGGCUGAGCUCUCAGCCAAGGUCAACAGGCUGCAGCAGGCUCUAAUCAACGAAGAACAGCGACAGGCUGAUACUGCCAGGGCAUUGGAGCGUGAGAGAGCCCUCAUCCAACAGCUGCAACAGAGCUUGGAUUCAGAACGCGAGGCUGGCAGAGAUCGCGUGUCCGUAUCUGAGGUGACACUUCAGUUGGAGGCGGAGCGAGCGAGUAUGGAGAACACACGUGCCGCCCUCGCACGGGAAACACGGGCUCGAGAAGAUGUGGAGGGAGAGAGACGGAUGUUGAAGGAACAUCUUGGUCAGGAACGGCAGCUGAAUGAAGAAAUAAAACAUGAGCUGGACAAAGUUCAGUUUGAGCGUCUGGAAGCAAUCAACAGUUUACAAAAGGAGCGUGACCUGUACGCCCGUAUGAAGGGUGAACGUGACGCCCUCACAGAGGAGGUGCGGACUGUUCGGACUCGGGAAUCUGAGAGGGAACAUCGGCGGGAGGAGGAGAGGCUUCAGGGAAGACAAUCUGCACGCGAGGUGGACAGAGAUCGUGAAGAGUCAAGGAUCAAACUGCGUGAGCAAGAGUUAGAAGUUCAACGCCUAUCCAAGAAAGCAUCACGUCUUGAAGAUCAGUUGGCAACAAGCCAAGAACAUGAGCUUCGUGCUGUACGAGAUUUAGAGAAACUGCGCCUGGAGGUCGAUGAACAUCAGUCACAUCAUGACAACAUGGUAUCUGCCCAAACGUCCCCACGAAGAGGUGAAGGCAUUGAUAGCUCGAUGGAUCUUGAUACGUCUGAGCAGCGUGAGAAAAUGUCUGUGUACCGCUCACAACUGGAGUCCAUGUGUCAGAGUUUACAUUAUCUGGUACUGCGUUGUCGCGAACAGCUCAAUAUGGCCAGCCAUAGUGGAUCGAGGUCAGGCGAGUCCAGUGACUACAACGUGCUUCAGCGCUCACUGCGCGACCUCCUCUCCGAGGUCAAACAGCUCCAGGAACUUGAAGGAGGGUUCAUGACACACCCCUCGUCAACCGUCAACGAGCGUGUCUUGAGACAUAACGAGGAGUUGACAAAUUACGUUGCAAGGAUCAGCGAGGAGAAAACAGAGCUACGUAACACACUGACGAGGCUCGAAGAAGAGAUAUGGAGAUAUCGGCAGAUGGAUGCAAAAUAUCAGGCAAUGCAGCGAACCAAUGAGGUCUCCGACCACCAGAUCUUGUCUGAGAGAGCCGAUUGGGCAAAGGAGCGACUCUCCCUGCAGAUGGCGCUCACUUCUGCAGAACGUGAAAUUGGGUUGCUGCAAACCGACCUACGUGUAGAACGGGAGAGACGUGUUGCCGCGGGAAACACCGAAACCAAGGAUACCGACAAAGUCAAAAUCCAGAGGUUGUACGGAAAGUUCUUAAGAGCGGAGAGUUUCCGGAAAGCGUUAGUCUACCAGAAGAAAUACUUGUUGUUGUUGCUAGGGGGGUUCCAGGAUACAGAAGAAACGACGCUGGCACUACUAUCGCGCAUGGGUGCAGUGGAUUCCCGGCAACGUUCGUCUCUGAGAGAUAAUGCCCGGCCACUCACUAAAUUCAGGGGAGCAGUCAGGGUUGUUAUUGCAAUACAGAGGAUGAGGUUCUUAGUGAAGAAGUGGCGCAGAGCUACGAGGGUUGGUUCUGAAGUUGUCGGGGGAUCAGUGGACCAGUCCAAUGGUUAUGUGCCAAAUGCGGGUAGUUACUCUCCACCCCGUAACGGGCAUGCUUCUCGUGUUACACCUGGUCACGCCCGAUCAUCGUCAUCACCUCCCACCCAUACAGCAUACCGUCACAUGUCCCCUGCCAGAACAGCAUCACCAGCCAUAGCGCGUACGGCGUCACCAGCAAGGGAGUAUAAUGGGACCAGUGACCACCACCAUGCCAGAGGCCCAGGAAGUUCAUUGAGUUCAGACCAAGGUCGCUUCCUGAGCCCAAGGUUUGACGUAGACGGUUACUCAUCGUCCUCAUACCAGUCCAACCAGCCAUUCUCUAUGACGAAUGUUCCAUGUACCCCACCCACCAAAGACUACAGCAGCACAACCAAAUAUACCUCACCCUCAUCCGGUGCUAGACGGAAAAUCCUAACGUCAGCGAGCAUCCCCGCCCCAAGUAGAGCCCUCUCAUCUGGCCGGGUGCGAUUCACACCAGACGAGGGCCGAGACUCACUAGGUGAUUCAGACGACUAUAUCAAUCGGCUAGAGAGCUUGCAGACUCGUCUAGGCACUCUGCAGAAUGAGCUAGGACUAAUUAUUUCCAUAGAUGGUAAGAAGACAAGCUGGAGACAGGCUUGGAGAUAACUGUGUUCACCUGGGGUCAUGUGAAUGUCAUGUGACCUAGUUGCUAGGAAACAAUUUCAAGUUGUUGCAAAAAGACACAGGAAACCGGAUUACUAGGAGACAACAAACAUCUGGUUGCUAGGAUACGAGAAGCAUCUUGUUGCUAGGAGACGAGCAUCAUCUAGUUGUUAAGAGACAAUGCCAAUUGAUUGCUAGGAGAAAAGAUACAAAUGGUUGCUAGGAGACAAAGCGCAACUUGUUGCUAGGAGACAAGAAACAUCUUGUUGCUAGGAGAUACUGUCAAGUUGUUGCUAGGAUACAUAGGUUGUAUCAGGUUCCUGUAUGGCACCUUGUGCUUAUAAUGAUGACCGGAAACCAUUUUGACUUCAGGAAGGAGGACAAAUUGAAUGUUAACAAGCCAUAAUGGCUGUAUACAGUGACCAUGUGACAGUGUGGAUGGUUUCUAGGGAUCAAAUUCUUUGAUUUUCUUGUUCAUAUUAUUUUAAGCAGAGACUAAACAUUUAUUUUAUUGUGUGUCAAAGUUCUAGAAUUGAACAAUUGAUUGUUAUUUUGGACACAAAUUAUGUCUCAAGAAAUUUGGCAUAAUGUUUUUAUAGAUUAAUGAAAUGUUAUAACUGUGAUAUUAGAUUAUUGCACUUAGAAAGUAGUUCUAGAGUUGUACUAGGUGACAUUUGUGUUAGGUGUAGGAAAUAUUGAAAACAUUUUUUGCUUAAUUUAUGAAUGUCACAAAUAUUGGUUUAUUACAAGGGGCCAAUACGUCCAGUAAUAUUUAUGAGCCUAAACUGCCACUUUGAUUAUGCCAUAAAUUAUCGUUACAGAAGUAUUUUUGCUGUUGUAUUAACCAUUACUGUGCUCAGCAUGGCUGUGUGUACAGAUAAUAUUUCAAUGGAUGUCCAUGUAAAUUGAAAAACACUGUAAUGUUAAGUUUGAGUGUAAACUUAUUAUUAUAUUUUUUAGCUAUGUUUUUGUGAGAUUUACAUAUGUUGUAUUUUGUCUUAAGCGAUGUUGACUAAAAUUGAAAUCCGUCCAUAUAUUUUAUGCAGCUUUGUUUUUCAUUAGCAAUGUUAGUCUUAAUUGUAUAUGUCGAUCUAGUUCCAUCAUAUAUUCCUAAACAAAUAUCUCAAGAAAGGCCUUAAAUAUUUUAUGAUUGUCUAUCUAUCUUGAUAAUUGUCUGAAAUUGUAUCCUUUAAAAAGGCCUAUGAUUCUACAAUAUACAUGAUAUUCCAUUAGAUUUGUUGAACAUUAGACAGAGCAUUAAACUUUUAUUUUAUAGAUCUGCACUAAGUAGAUGUCAUUGAUCUUAUUGAAUUAUUUGUUGCAUUUCAGAACUUUCUGGAUUAUAAAACUUUGGCCUAAAACAUUUUAUCACUUUGUUCCUUAUAAAGUGAAUUUACAAUGAGAAAUGUUUAGCCUAUUGAUAAAACUUUAGAUGUGUAUUUAUAUGUAUAUACAUGUAGCAUUUUACUUAUUGAAAUUAACUUAUUUUUUGUGUACAUUGUAUAUAGAUUUGCACAUAAGAUGUACAAUGUAUGAUAACAUAUGCAUAGUGACUCAUUAAAAGUAUGAACCGAUGA